Molecule: messenger RNA, 2928 nt
Organism: Microplitis mediator
Lineage: Eukaryota; Metazoa; Arthropoda; Insecta; Hymenoptera; Braconidae
Product: somatostatin receptor type 2-like
Exons: 3
Coding region: 593-1918 (441 amino acids)
Biological process (GO): G protein-coupled receptor signaling pathway
Cellular component (GO): neuron projection; membrane
Molecular function (GO): peptide binding; somatostatin receptor activity
Source: RefSeq, a predicted model, not a curated record
CAUUCAUAUUUAAAAUUUAUAAACUGUCUCAUGUCUGCUACAUUCACGCUCAUCAUUUAAAUUGCACUGCUUUGAAGUUGGCUUUCUUUGUUUGGAUAAAGUGGCAUUGAAGUUUCAAUGCAAGUGACGUGAAAAAAAAGUGUAAUUACCGGUUCGGAAAAAUUAAUUAGUGUUAAUUCCAGGCUGUAACGAUAGAAUUUUUAAAUUUUUUAAAUUUUUUCGGUAAAUUUUUAUGACUCGAGUGACGUAAUUAGAAAAGUGAAAUUUAAAAAUUAAGUUAUUAGUGCCCAUAGUGCCCGCCAUUAGUACGCGUUACCUAGUGAUCGCAUAAAUACUUGAAGAUAAAUUAAACUUGUGUUCUAUUAUGGAGACUGAAAACAAUCGAUGCCUCGAAGAUUAUUUUUUGAUACAUUUGCUAAGUUAUACCGACCAGCUACCAAAAGGAAUCAAAAUUUUGAUGAAUUUUUAUCCAGGGAAUUACGUGAUGAAGGAUUCAAGAUGAGUAAGCAGUCAGCCCGGUAGGAGGUGGGAUAAAAUCCUAAAAACCAUCAAUUAAACUGUCACAUGAAAGAAAAAUAACCAGGAAAACAUCAUGAAUUCAACGGAAUUCUUUCAAGAAACGUUAAACACGACAAAUGAUACACUUAAUUUUAAUUGCGGCACUGACUUACGGAUAGUCGCGAUCGUCCAUCAAGUUAUCUAUUCAAUUGUCUGUGUCGUUGGUUUGCUCGGUAACACUCUAGUUAUUUACGUAGUUCUGCGUUUUUCGAAAAUGCAGACAGUGACGAAUAUGUACAUUGUUAAUUUGGCGAUCGCUGACGAAUGUUUUCUCAUCGGAAUACCAUUUCUGGUGACGACAUUGAGCUUGAGAUAUUGGCCAUUUGGUGAAAUAAUGUGCAAAGCUUACAUGACAACCACCAGCAUCAAUCAAUUUACCAGCAGUAUAUUCCUUUUUAUCAUGAGCGCGGACCGGUAUAUUGCAGUCUGUCACCCCAUUUCCGCAACUAAGAUGCGAACGCCGUUUAUCUCGAAGGUUGUAUCAAUGACAGCUUGGUUUACCAGUGCUCUGUUUAUGAUACCUGUGGUUCUGUAUGCCAACGUCAACGAAUUCGACAACGGGAUCAGCUGUAACAUAUAUUGGCCUGACAACAAUAUCGAUAACAAUAAAACCCACGGAAACCAGACGGCACUUGACGAACAUCAAAUGCACGGUGGCCAGACGACCUUCACACUUUACACCUUUUUUCUCACAUUCGCUGUUCCUCUUACGUUCAUUCUUGUGUUCUAUUUUUUGGUCAUCAGAAAACUCCAAACAGUCGGCCCGAAAAAUAAAUCCAAAGAGAAGAAAAGAUCGCAUAAGAAAGUGACGAAACUUGUACUCACUGUUAUCACAGUUUACGUUCUCUGCUGGCUUCCGUACUGGAUAACCCAAGUGGCGCUGAUUUACGAACCACCGAAACAGUGUCAAUCAUCAAUAAGCAUCACUGCCUUUCUUCUCGCGGGAUUUCUCAGCUACUCGAACAGCGCAAUGAAUCCAAUUCUGUACGCGUUUCUCAGUGACAAUUUCAAAAAGAGUUUUCUUAAAGCCUGCACCUGCGCUGCUGGCAAAGACAUAAAUGCAACUUUGCACAACGAAAAUAGCGUGUUUCCGAAAAAAAACAAAUCGGAUCAUGAUAAAUUGAAGUCAAGCAAAGCGAUCGCGUCGGCAAAUUCCCGCGCGAAAUUGGAAGACGAAGAAGACGAACGCGGUCUACUUAUCAGCAAGACAUCGACUACAACUGUUACCAUGACGUCGAGAACAAAUAUAACUGUUAUAAGCGAUUCUAAGGAUCAAAAAGGAUCAAAAGGAACGACGGGACAAAGAGACAAAGAUUGUUUACGAAAUGGCGCCCAACUUACGCUACUCACACAAGUUUAACCAUAUCAAUUAUAAUUACUCACUAAAGUUUCCUUAAGUUUAGAGACAUUUCCGGUCAUGUGUCUUCUCUUUCACUUGAUCCAUCUUUCUGCCUUUCGUUCCACUCAGUUUAUCGCCAAAGGAGUUUGCCAGAGCUUCCAAUGAGACACCACGUUUAGUUGGAUAAGCUCAGUAAAUUUAUCGAACGAUGAGUCGCUCACUAUAUACGUAUACUUAUACCCGUAUAUAUGUGUAUAUAUGUACCGCCUCCACACUUAUACGUCAAGUAUUCUGUGUAUGAUAUAUACAUAAGUGAUGAGACGUGUGUUUGUCGGUGGAUGUAAUUCGCGUACUGGAUUCCAUAAUCUUAACUUUAUGCACCGUCACUGGAGAUAGAACACGCUUGUUUGCCUUCACGGUAUACCUUAUAUACGAUGCUUUUCAUCCUGAUGGCGAGCAACUAUUCUGUCAACUUUCCUGAAAAGAACAAUGAUAAAUUGUACAGUCGACUGGCCGUCAUAAGCCUGGUUUAGGGGACGUAGGGGAUUUUUCUUGUAAUUUCGGUCUUCCCACCCGCGCGUUUACUUUUGCUACCUGUUUUAUUUAAUGGGAUUUUGAACGUCAUAUUUACGUUCUGUCAUGAGCUUGUGGUGGUAAAAUUUCCGCGAAAUUUAGAUAGUAAAUUUUUAUUAUUAAUUUUGAUAUUUUUUCCUAUUGGGAGUUUAAAAUUUUGAAAAUUAGAACGGACUGAUAGGAAAUUCAAAAAGUGGGAAAGUUGGGCACAGUAACUGCUGAGUAGGGGGAGAGACUGACAGGUAGUCGGCUGUAUAAAUUUUGUUACCGAGACUUUAAUAAAAAAAAUAUAUAUAUUAGGGUGGGUUGAAAAAAAAAUUUUUUUUUUUUUUUCUUAGCAUGGGGUAGAAUUUGUACCUUAUAAAAAAAAAAUUUUUCAAGAAAAAAAAAAUUUUUUUACUCUACAUUUUGAGUUAGUCCACUCGUUUUUUAACAAAAAAAUUUUUUUUUGUCCAAAA